Exophiala spinifera is the source of this 3132-nucleotide messenger RNA. RefSeq lists its product as uncharacterized. The transcript is spliced from 4 exons. NCBI's taxonomy places the organism in Eukaryota, Fungi, Ascomycota, Eurotiomycetes, Chaetothyriales, Herpotrichiellaceae. Gene Ontology annotation, biological process: chromatin remodeling; regulation of DNA-templated transcription; DNA-templated transcription. The record is from RefSeq and is a predicted model, not a curated record. Gene Ontology annotation, cellular component: HIR complex; nucleus. The coding region runs from base 1 to 3132 and encodes 1043 amino acids. Gene Ontology annotation, molecular function: protein binding; nucleosome binding.
AUGCACAUCAUUAAGCCGAUCUGGCUUACCCAUGGAGGGGAAAAGAAGGAUUUCGAGGUUUACAGUUGUCAUGUCUCUCCUGACGGCCAGCGCCUUGUUACCGCAGCUGGUGAUGGCUAUGUUCGCAUAUGGUCGACCGAAGCGAUCUAUAAUGCCGCGAACGCUAAAUACGACAAACCGAAACAGCUUGCAUCCAUGAGUUAUCACUCCGGAACUAUUCACACAGUGCGCUUCUCACCUGGAGGGAAAUUUCUGGCUUCCGGCGCCGACGACAAGAUUGUCUGCAUAUACACACUUGAUCCUAGUCCACCGAGCCACGCCGCAUUUGGUUCGAACGAGGCGCCUCCGGUCGAGAAUUGGCGUAUAUUUCGAAGGCUCAUCGGUCAUGACAACGAUGUACAAGACCUGGGCUGGUCAUACGAUGGAACGAUACUUGUGUCUGUUGGACUGGAUUCAAAAGUGGUGGUGUGGUCAGGCUUUACCUUCGAGAAGCUGAAGACUCUUCCCAACCACUCGAGUCAUGUCAAAGGCAUCACCUUUGACCCUGCAAACAAGUACUUCGCGACAGCUAGUGACGAUCGAACGAUCCGAAUCUUUCGAUUCACUUCCCCGACUCAGAAUUACAGUACUCAUGAUGCGGUUAACAACUUCAUCCUUGAGCAAACUAUUUCUGCACCUUUUGUCAACUCCCCACUUACAACGUACUUUCGGCGAUGCUCUUGGGCACCUGACGGUCAACAUAUAGCUGCAGCCAAUGCGGUCAACGGUCCGGUCAGCGCUAUUGCGAUCAUCAAUCGAGGGAGCUGGGAUGGAGAUACAACACUCAUCGGGCACGAAGGACCUGUGGAAGUUUGCGCCUUCUCACCUCGGUUGUAUGGACAAGAGCAGAUGGAUCGAUCUCUACUCGAGGGACAUGUAGCUCCUCACACAACGGUUAUUGCGUGUGGAGGGGCCGAUAAAUGCCUGAGCAUUUGGACUACCAGCAGCCCUCGGCCUCUAGUUGUGCAACAAGAUGUUGCUGGGAAAUCAAUUUCAGACAUCACUUGGAGUCCCGACGGUCACGCACUAUUCGCCACCGCUUUAGACGGAACGAUACUCACUGUAAUGUUUGAACCGGGCGAGCUUGGUUACCCUCGGCCAAUCGAAGAGAAUGACCGCUCACUUAGUAAGUUCGGUACUUCACGAAAAGGGCUCGGCUUCCCAGAGACCACGGAUGCUCUGUUGCUGGAAGAAAUGAGCAAGGCCGGGGAACUCAAAGGAGUCGAGGGACGGAUGGGCGCUCUGAUGGGUGACUCGCACCCAUCCCAGCCACCAGCAGCCGGUACGGCCGCUACUACCAACGGCACUUCGACUACAGAAACCCCCACCAAUGGCGCCGAGCCGACAACUAACGGUAACGCAGCUGCGAAACAAGAUGAGGCAAACCAAGCUAAGCUCGAGCGACUCAAAAAUAGGGUGGAAAUCACCAAGGAUGGCAAGAAAAGAAUCAGGCCGCUGUUGGUGUCUGGCGCUGGUGGCGCAGAGUCCUCUCUGCCGCAGACGAAACUUGUAAGUGCGGCUGCGAAUGUUCAGGGCGCAGUCGAUACGCCACAAUCAAUCCUUGAUCUUUCAAAGCCAUUCGAUGGCCUCCCCAAAGGCGGCAUAGCAUCCCUCCUCCUUGGAAACAAACGAAAGUACGCUCAAAUCGAGGGUGAGGAAGAAGGCACUACCGAAAAACGUAUUGUCGCCGCAAGCCAGAAAGGAGUCACGCCGAUUGUCAUUAACAGCGCUGAUGGCUUGCUUCCAGCCCAGCCUCAGCCAGCUGUCAGUGGACAGCAAGUUACUCCCGAAUUCAUACGGCCGGCGGUCAUCAAUCCAGCAUUAAGUGUUAGUCAAAUACGUCUUGCUAUACCGAAAGUCCGCACACAUAUUGUCCAAGCCAAUGAUGCGUUGGGCAAGUCUGUUGAUGCUAGUAGCGAAGCUGGUAAAAAACCAGAGUUCGUUUUCGAAGCUCGAAAUCCUUCAGGUCCUUCCCUAACUCCAAGGGCUCAAGAUCGAGAACCCUGUCGAAUCACACUCACGCGAAAGGACCAGCCGUUAUGGCAAGACUUUAUCCCACGGCCUGUAUUGCUCGUGACAGGUAAUCAGAACUUCUGGGCGGCCGCGGAUGAGGCUGGCGCAGUCUAUCUGUGGACGCCAAAUGGCAGGAGACUGAACAGUGCGAUUGUCAUGGAAGCCCAGCCGGUUAUUCUUACGUCGUACAAUUCUUGGCUCCUGUGCAUUACUGCAGUGGGCCUGUGUUAUGUCUGGAACGUCAAGACUAUGUCGUCGCCGCACCCACCGGUUUCAUUGGCACCAGUCCUUGACGCAGCUAUGCAUUCGCUGGCGGCUCACCCUACAGGCGCUCCAGGAAUCACACAAGCUCGUCUAAAUUCGGAAGGGCGUAUUAUCGUCAGUCUGACCAACGGAGAGGGCUAUGCUUAUUCGCCACAAAUGUACUGUUGGCAACGUCUAUCAGAAGUUUGGUGGGCAGUAGGCAGUCAGUACUGGAAUACCACCGAUUCUUCUGUUUCCAAUAUUCAUCCCUCAAAAGCACAGAACGAUGCAGAAAGAUCGGUCGAUGUAUCCGCGGGCAUCAUUCCAUGGCUAGAAAGGAACACCACUUCCGAGACAUUGUUGCGUGGUCGAGCAUACUUCUUGCAACGCCUCGUCAAAGUCUUGUUAUCGCGAGAAGGGUUUGAGAGUUUUGAAUCUGGCGUGUCAAUAGCUCACCUGGAAAAUCGAAUCGCAGCGGCUAUGAUGCUUGGGGCCAAGGACGAGUUCAGAAUAUAUUUGCUCAUGUAUGCAAAGAGACUGGGUGCAGAAGGCCUCCGACUCAAGGUUGAAGAGCUACUACGGACUCUUCUUGGUGGUAUUGUGGAACAGCCGAGCAGCAGCGGUGAGGCGUCGGUCGGAACGACGAAUGUGGUGGCAGGGCGUAACUGGGACGAAGAUUCGAAAUCGAUAUGCGGAUGGCAGCGGGAGGAACUCCUCAAAGACGUGGUAUUGAUUCUUGGGAAACAUCGGGAUUUGCAGCGGAUCAUUGUGCCUUUUGCCAAAAUGCUUCACAUUGUUGACGGCGGUUCUGAAGGCCAGGAUGAAAUGGAUAUGUGA